GAGUAGUACAUGUCGAAUAAUUUCAAAAAAGUUUUAAAUGUUAUCAAUUUUAAUAUCAACAAGUAUUAACUAUAAUAAUUUAAAAAUGCUAAUGAUAUCGAGUUAUCAAUGUUAUAAUUAUUGUUAUUCCCUGUUAAGUUUUUGAUAAGGUCGUGCAACUAAUAAUAAUUAACUAUUAUUUUACUAUCGCGUAGUUUUGUGGGUGCAAUUUAUUUAUGUAUGAAAUUUUAAGGAUAUUUAAUAUUAACAAGUGUGAUUAUUCUGUUUUCAUUAAUUUAGAUCCAUGAAAUAAAUAUUAGCAAGGAUAUAAAAUGGAACCUGCAAAGCCAUUUGCAUGCACAAUGCCAGAUUGUGGUAAAACUUUCACAAAUGAAGAUCACCUACAUGUGCAUACAAAGAAGCAUGACAUGGUGCUAACACUUGGCAACGAGCAGAGAGCAGCUUUUAUUGCUGAUCAGACACCAACGCCAACUCGGUUUAUAAGAAAUUGCGAAGAAGUCGGACUCUUUCAGGACUUGCAAAAUGUCAGCGUCAAUCCGUUCGACGAAGGUUUUAAGAGAGCCAUGGAGACCAAACACGGUGGGCUUUCAGCUGAGUCACAGAGCGAAGAAGCGCUGCACACUCCACAUCUUGUGUUCCCGGUAGAUGGAGGGGACUGUACCUUGUAUACUGCUAAUAACCAACGGAACAUCACUAUUAGCAGAUCGUCAAGUGAUGAAUCAGGUGCCGUUAAGGAAUAUGAAACAACAACAAUAUCAAAACUGACAAACGAAGUAACAACUAUCAGUCGAGUAGUCGGCAAACCUGACAUUGUCGAUAGAGUGACCACAGACGAUGUGUCCAUAGUGAAACAUGGCGACAAAGACGGUGUCAACGAAACAGUUUACACCAACAACGUAAUUAAAAUACUCAGUAACGUUGCAAUACGUAAAGAUGAAGCACGACAUAAAAUUGUCGAGCCUAAAGAAACGGAAACUGUUAAAGACAUACCGCCGAUAUUGAGCCAGAAAUCGUUGGAUUACGUUGUCGAUAGUCUGGCGGCAGACUGUCAGAAGAACGUUUUGAAACGGAAGCCGAAAGAAGAUACGAUCAAUGAAAAAGAUAUCGAAGUAGUUAUCAAGAUGCCGAACGGAAAGAGUGUUAAAAUGAAGGCAGUGGAUGAUGAAAAUGCAAAGGAAAAGCUGAAAAGGGUUAUAAGUAGUAAAAGUCAGAAUCCUAUGCCUGUUCCAAACGUAUUACCGUUAGGUGGGACGUUGAUACCAGUUACGUUUGUAACUCCACCUGUGAUUACAUACCCGAAGGUACCGAUAGCGCCAUUACCAAGGUUGGCUAAGAAACCGACCUUGAAUAAGAAUGGGCAUAAAGAGCCUGAUGACGAGGAUCAUGAGAAAAAAUGGAAGACGGCCUUCGCACAGAGCAGGAAUGCGGCUUCCAAACGAUACAGGGAAAGGUUCAAAAUGAACAUGAAACGACAAUCAGAAGAGAACAGACUAUUACGCGAAGCGAAUCUUAAAUUGAUGGCAGAGAAGUCGAUGCUUAAGUUCAUAAUCACACAACAUCUUAAAAGAUGUCCGAAUUCAGAGGAUCUCAAAGCGCGAUACCAAAAAGUCUGUAACAACUCGCCGUAGAUAUAUUAUCUACAAGAAAUUGACUGAUUAUUAAUUGAAUUACCCGGGGAAUGGUACAGGCACCAGGGAUAUGUUUAGGAAGGAAAGUAUAUAUUAUGUUAAUAUUGUAUCAAUUGGGCGCUCCAGGAGUCCAACUAAUUUUAGAACUACAUCUAUCCAGCUCAAAGGUCCUGUAGAAUGAUGGAAGACUGUGUUGUAAAAUUUUUCGUUCCAACCGUUGUACAGAGAAGCUUAGAAACGAAAGUACUACAGGGUAAUUAUAAAAUGUAACAUGUUUUUUACAGAACGAAAUUAACUCCAAACAAUUUGUUAUGUUUUUAAAGUGAUCCCUUCUAGGAUUAAUACACAAAUAGAAUUUCUCUGCCAACUGAGCUAACCGUUCCGAGUGACGUAUCGUCAUAAAAUCUUGUAUGCUUUGUUCAACUCUCAGGUUGUGGCUUCAUCUACAGGAUCCACUUUACAGUUGAUAACCUGCUCAAUCACAAUAUUUGCAUAUUAGGAAAUGUUGAAGCCACAACCUGAGAAUUCUUCUUUAUUUAAGAGAUAUUUUAUAGCAAAGUCGUCACAUAUUCGGUUACGCGCCAUCUUGUUUUUUUUUUAUCAAAGUAGUAAAUAUAUUACUUUGAAAUUGAUAAAAUAAAAAGACUUAUAUGCUCUCAUGUCUGUAUAUAAUUAUAAAAUAGCUUUAAUUUAAUUAGGAUUUUUUUCCCUCAUUCUAUCCAAUUUCUGUGAAGUUGUAAAUAGUAGAAAAAUUAUAUUUGUUUUAAAGAUGUUUCACUUAUUACCUGUGUACAUUCGCAUAUAUUUUGUUCAAUAAGUGCCAUCAAUUUAAGUUCGUUUUAUGAAGAAAAAGUGAUGCAACUUUGAGGUCAAGUCAGUAAUAUCACGAUCUAUGGUCUCUAGUUUACGUCUAAAUAACGUGUUCGUCUCGGGACGCCCAACAAAAGUGAUAACUUAAAAUAAUCUAAGUUGAACUUGAGAAAAGCUUAAUUUUAUAUUUUUUUAUGUAAGGAAAGGUUAUUUAUUAAUAAAAUCUUUUAUUGGUUAUAAAA
This is a messenger RNA of Leptidea sinapis, 2680 nucleotides long. RefSeq lists its product as uncharacterized. NCBI's taxonomy places the organism in Eukaryota, Metazoa, Arthropoda, Insecta, Lepidoptera, Pieridae. The transcript is spliced from 7 exons. Gene Ontology annotation, biological process: regulation of transcription by RNA polymerase II. The record is from RefSeq and is a predicted model, not a curated record. Gene Ontology annotation, molecular function: DNA-binding transcription factor activity, RNA polymerase II-specific; cAMP response element binding. Bases 312 to 1628 code for a protein of 438 amino acids.